Messenger RNA from Camellia sinensis, 1243 nucleotides. The record is from RefSeq and is a predicted model, not a curated record. Lineage: Eukaryota; Viridiplantae; Streptophyta; Magnoliopsida; Ericales; Theaceae.
AUGGACGCUACAAAAAAGCAAUUGACCAAACCAAGUACCGCAACUAAGAAGGUAACGAACUAUGAGAAACAAAGAAUGAAGAAUAUUAAUAAAAACCGUGAGAGAAUGAAUGCUCUAGGAGUGAAGAAUAUAGCAACUUGUUUGAAGGCUACGGUUCAACAUAAGAAAUUGAGGAAGGAAAAACAAAUACCAAUUGAGGAAAAUGAUGAUGAUUAUCAACCGUCAGAGGCUGAAGAUGGCAGUGACACUGAAACCUAUGAUUCGUUUGAGCAUGAGCUGUUAGAGAUACCAUCGAGAGCCCGUUCACAAUCUCAUAAUGAGGCAUUGACCCACACAUUAGAAGAGGGGGAUACCUCUUCACGUCCUGAGGUGACUAGCAAUCCGUCACUACCUCUCAAUGUGGAGCCUCAACUUGAGGUGACUGCUGGUAAUACUAUUGCUGCUAAGCAUGCUCGUGGCCCGACUCGAGGCAAAGAGGUUCAAGGCCUUGUUGAUAAAGAUGGAAAGCUUAGCGUGCCUAUCCCUCCAGAAUUUCGUGCACCGGUAGGGGACUAUGCCGCAAAACUAGCCUCAAAGAUUGGUGUAGAAGUGCGAACUCGUUUACCAAAUCCAAGUGUUCGUAGGUGGAAGUAUGUUGAUGCCUCCGUUAAGGAGGCGAUGUUUCAACGCUUGAAUGAUCAAUUUGAUUUACAAGGAGACCCUGUUGAUAUAGAGAAGGCAAUGAACACAAAAUUUGGUCGGAGAUUGAGUAACCAUACCUAUAGGCUGCACAAACAAUUCAUGGAGCUGAAGGAGGCUAAAGGGGAGAAGUACGCAAGAAACCACCCACCGAAGAAUGUCGAUCCUACCAAGUGGAUAGAUCUUAUUGAUAAAAAAUGGAACACUAAAGAAUUUCUAGUAACAUUUUCAUCUUUUUUAUUAUAUUAGCGAAGAAAGAAUUUGAUUAGAAUAGGGAGAGAUUCUAAAACAACUAGAAAGAACACAAUCAAUUUGCUGUGAAAUUCCAUAUGUAUUCUUUUCCCUUUAUCUUCUAGGCAUGUAAGUGGAACAUAAUAAAAACCAAAUAAGUGGAAAAAUGAGAAAGGGAAACUAUUAAACAUGGAUUGGAAGGCUCGCAUAAUAGGAGAUUAAUUUAUGGUUCCUUAAAGUGCAUCUUUCACAUCAUAGAAUAAAGAACUAAGAUUUCAGUUUCUAUGAUUGUAUUAAUUUUCUGUUUGUUCUUGGGUUUGGUCUAAAGUUUCAU